Molecule: messenger RNA, 4405 nt
Organism: Amoebophrya sp. A120
Lineage: Eukaryota; Dinophyceae; Syndiniales; Amoebophryaceae
Source: the annotation of a GenBank genome assembly
AGGCUAGGGCUAGGCUACGACACCGCGGUUGCGCUUUAAUUUCUUUGAAGAACAAGCGGCUUGACGCUGCUUCCACCGGUCUUAGGAUUACGUAGUACAAAGACGUUCUUUAAAUUUGAUGUUGAACAAAUGACUGCGGCAGGACAGCAGCGACCAUGCAUGAUCUACCAAGGUCCAGCUCGUUCCGCGCGUCUGAAAGAUGUCUGAAGGUCGGUACCUACACCUAUGGUUGCUUCUUGUGCGCUGCCGUCCAGCGGCAUCAAAAUGCAAAAUAUUAUACUUUUUUGAGUAGAACAGGAUAAGAAGAAGCAUGUCCGCGGCAUGAUAAAGUUUCCUCGGGACAACCUUCUCCGGGCAGAGGUCGUGCAAGAAGAGCUCGACGUCCAGGUGGUCCACUUGUGCUAUGAGAUCAGCCAGCAGCAGCUUCCCCCGACGCAGCAGCAGCUCGUGCAAUUGCGCAGUUUACUGCGGGCCCAUGCGGACCCGAGCGCACGGCGGAUUUCCACCGACGCGCUGCACGCAGUUGCGUUCGAGCCGGACAGCGCCGAUGGACGGGUGGUGCCUACCGGAGUGCGCCUGGUAGAGCCGAGAGGUAGAAGGGCAACAGCAUUUCCGCAUGGACAGCGCCCAAGAUCACCUGGAGGUCGUGGCGUCGCCGCCCGUCGCGUGAACACCAUCGAUUUUGGGGCCAAGUAUUUGAAGCGCAACCCCGAUUCGGUUCUGCAGGUGGAGAAAGAGGGACGGCUGCGGCAAGGGAUUACGGCGGACAUUCCCGCCGCAAACCGUGAUUACCUCAAUCGCAGUAAUAAAACACCGCAGCAAAAUAGAACUUCUACGCGGUUGUACGCCACGGCGUCGUUUUUGGAGACGCGCCAAAACCGGGAUCCGUUGAGUCCCUUCGAGGAGCAGAGAAAUCACAACCAGUUUGUGGCGAACCACCUGAAGCCAAGGAGCGGCCAGUCCUGCGUACACCUGCUGGCUGCGGCGGACAAGAACAUCCUCGCCCUGGAUCUGCUGCUGCGAGAUAGUCCGCCGACCUAUGAUGUGGCUGCGGAAGGAGAGGGACGAGAUCGAGGAGAGGGUGAUGUUCGACAGAGCGCGUUGCCUUUUUUCCCCGAUGACUUCGGCGACACACCGGUCAUGGUUGCAGUGAAGAAUAACGCUCUUCGCACCGCAAGGUUUCUGCUCGCUUUCGAGCACUAUCCGGACAUGAUAAGUCAGGGAGGUAAAAAUAAAAAGCUGCAGGAUGAUGUUGACGUUCGAACGCGGCUUCGGAAAGCAGACGCAGAAGAAGAAAAUCAGAUGCUGAUUAGAGACGAUAGUAAUAACUCUGCAAAGGAUGAUGCAAGAGCAGCAACUUCGUUUCUCGAUUUUGUGAGUGCGGCGGGAGCUGUAGGACGAGAGGCGUUCGGUACAUUAUCUUCUACCCUGGAAGGUGGAGCUUCCCCUGCUGUUUCCCAUUUUCCGAGCCUGUUUCUCUUCGGUAUGGACGACCCGCAUCACGCUGCCUUGCGCUGGACGCGCACCAUGUACAGGCUUUUGGAGGCGGGACGGGAGGAGGGCGGGACGACGUCACACAGAGCUGCGAGAAGCGUUUCUGGAAGCGAGGAGAGCGAUCUCGAGUCCGGAGAAGACGCUGCUUCGGACAAGUAUGCUGUCGAAUUGCAAGAUGUUGAACAGGGAGUAUCUGUAGGUCUCGACGCCAACGCGACUCGGGGCCUUCUCCAAGAGAAGACACUUUUGAUCCUUAUGUUUGCGAGUUGCCCGAUGGACAUGACGGGUUCGUCCACCGAGUUCCCUACGUUGGUGGGCCGGUUCCUUGCCUUCUGCGUUCAGACCAGAAGGAAUGAGCGGUUGCAGACGAUGCUGGAAAUUGUCAAUUUUUUUCUCGACAACUCCGCUCCGGAGUGGCUGGAUCCGGAGGUAGAAAAGCAAUUGCGCUGCGCCACAGGUGGGGCGCCGUCUCCUUCUUCCGCGGCUCAGCUCAUGUUUACUAGCGUUUCGGGAGGUCUUCUACCUGGAGCCUUCUCUGGCAGCAGAUUCCAACAGCUGCAAGCUUGUUUGCAGCAGAACCCGCGAGCGCUUUUUUUGGACGUUGUGUCUCGACAUUCGCUCGCCUACCUGGCGGUCUCGCAGCUGAACGACAAGGACAUUUACGAGGAAAUUUUGCUCAAAAGCGCUCCAGCGUCGUUGCACGCUUUCCACCGGUUAUCGGACAAAUUGAAGGCGGAAGCGUUCAAUUACGGUUUUUUGAAAGCGGUUUGUGAGGGCAACUACGAGAAGUUGAAACAGUUUUAUUUUCACGAGGAGGCGCGGAACUCCGUGCAAGUGAAGCUCUUCGUCGACAGACAGUUCGAGAAUACGGCGCUGCACUGGGCCGCGCAAAACGACUUUCACGAACUGUGCGCCCACCUGUUGAAAAGUAGGUCCGAUCCAAUGAAGACCAACAAGCAGGGCCAAAUCCCCGCGGAUCUAGCGCCGCAGAAUUCCGCGCUGCGGCAGCAACUGUGGCGCGCGUUUGUCUUGGCCGCCGAAGUGGAGAAGGCGAAGGCUUCGACGUUGCUGGGCACCGACCUGACGGGCGCGUUGCAGAUGGACAAAACAUUCAUCGAAACGUAUGAAAUCGACGUGGAACAAGUAGACCUUGACCUUCUCGCGAUGUCUUCAGCUGCCUCACCUGCAGGAGCACAACACAGUCGUGCAGCCGUGGAAGCUGCACGUAGUGGCCGCGAUAGGACGACAUCAACUACAUCUUCACCGAGGAUCAUGGAACCGAUGAUAACUCCCACCAGCAAGGGCGUGUUAUACAUUCAGAUUCUGAACUGCAAGAACCUUCCGCGGGCGAGUAAUUUCAAAAGUCUUUUCGGCCUGGAGCCCGAGGAGCCCCGGUGCUACGUCGAGGUGAUCGUGGACAGCAACAGGAAAAAGACGCUGCCGGCCUUGAACGGGCACAGCUGCGACCCCGUCUUCGAGACCACAAGUAAGUUUUCCGCCUUCCAUAUGGAUGUGUCAGGAUUGAAAUCGACAAAGUUGAAAUAAUUUGUAAUGCAUAAAAUGCAUAACCCGAGGUACGUGUGUUGCAGAGCAGGCAAGUGAGGCCGACUGUAAGCCUGUUUGGGGUUACAGCUCGAGCUGCUAAAGUAGCAUGAGAAAAUCACUCUUCUUUGCCUAAACAGCACGACAAACUGGAUUUAGAGACCGCCGAAAUUUGUCAUGCGCCACUUGGAAACUGGGUUCCAACUAGCAUCCAUUUUAUGCAUGACAACUUUUAGUACGCAUGGGGUCUGCUUGUGGCUGCUGCUUCCUUAUAGCAGUAUGUCUGGUGGGCUCCUGCACAGUUUGUUGGCGCAAUAAGUUGGUUCGUUGGCGAACGUUAAACGUAUUCUGUUGGCAAAAAGUUGGGAAUGUUGGCGAACAAUAAACGCAUCUGUUGGCGCAAUGUAAGGAUCGUUGGCGAACGUUAAACGCAUGUUGGCGAUGUGAGGACUGUGUGCGAAAGUAAGGUAAAGGCGGCGUAAAGUUGGAUGUGCCCGGGGAUGAUGGUGAUGGCUUCGGUCCGCCUGACUCCGCGACCUGGUGGCCGAACCACGUGCGGUUCGGUGCCCUUACAGGUUGUGUAGUGGUUUCGGUCGGUUUAGCAUGACAAAUUAUUUCAACUUUGUCGAUUUCAACUCUGACACAUCCAUAUUCCAGUUCCCGUGUACCCCGGACACGACCGUGAAGCUGUUGGUCUUCCACCACGAAGGGGUGCUGUUUGGCGGCGACGACUUCAUCGGGAGUUACUUCUUUCACCUGGGCCACGAACUGCACAAAACGCCGCAGAUCGAGAAGCGCACCGGCGGUGGCGGGGGCUUAGUAGCUGCGAGCACCGCCACCAAUGCAGCGGAGGAAAUAAAAGCGACCGGGGUGACACUCACCAGAAGACUGGAAAAAUUGCAAUCUGACCAUUCUAUCGCCGCCCUCGAACAACAAGCCGAGGAACUAGGCGACGCAGAAAAUUAUUCGAGACCCGAGGAGUUGUACGGCGGUCCUUCUAGUAGAAGAACAUCUACUGCCUCUGCCAACCGCUGGCCGCACUCCGGGAGGCCAGAAAUCGAGUUUCGUGUGUCUUACGACCGCACGCAGCUGCAAUCCACGACGAAGAUGGUGGGGGUGAACCAAAACGCUUUGUCCGACCACGAUACGCGGGAUCCGUUCAAUCACUCGUUCGAAAACUUUAUGUUUCACUACGCGAAAGAGCCCGAAUUCUUCAAGUACUUACCACGAAACCCGCUAUUUUGACGAUGUUGAAAGUACUUCUUUUCAGAAAUAGGGGGCCGCGAGGAGCAGGCGCACCGAGUGAUAAUGGUUUUGAUCGCAUUGAUCUGCUUUGAUGUUCCUUCUCACAACUACACCUAUAGAGCAG